This is a messenger RNA of Aspergillus ochraceoroseus IBT 24754, 525 nucleotides long. RefSeq lists its product as uncharacterized. The record is from RefSeq and is a predicted model, not a curated record. The transcript has 3 exons. Lineage: Eukaryota; Fungi; Ascomycota; Eurotiomycetes; Eurotiales; Aspergillaceae. Bases 1 to 525 code for a protein of 174 amino acids.
AUGGCCCCGAGUCCUGACGGAAAACAGUCUGCUCUAUGCAUGAUAGUAGCCCGACCCGCCCGCUACCGAGGGACAGCGAAUCCCAGGGCCUCUCGUGUCCUCCGUUGCCUGUUCGUCCCUCGAGUUGGUCUGGCCAACCCGGGUGGGCGCCUCCUCCGCCGUCUUACAGGUGCUUUGAUCCUCUCAUCGGCUCUCAUUCAGCAUAUUGCAUCGACUAACCUUCUCACAGUCCUCAAUAUCCUCAUCAGUAUCCUCCCCAUCCUCCUCAUCCACCACCAGGAAGUUAUCCUGCACCAGGACCCAGGCCGUACUAUCCUCCUUCUGGAUAUCACCCCCCUCCUACCCCACCACAACGUCCCCAGACGUCCUCCCCUUACACACAAGCUUAUCCAAAUGCUCCGCCCACAGGGGGUGCAAAUUUCCCACCCCGUCCCCCGGAGGGCGCCCAGCAGUUCGGCCAUGGAGCGCCAUCGAGCUAUCGGUUCCAAUAUUCGACGUGUACCGGUCGACGAAAAGCACUCUUAA